Molecule: messenger RNA, 2260 nt
Organism: Pyrus x bretschneideri (Chinese white pear)
Lineage: Eukaryota; Viridiplantae; Streptophyta; Magnoliopsida; Rosales; Rosaceae
Product: probable polyol transporter 4
Exons: 2
Coding region: 276-1877 (533 amino acids)
Biological process (GO): transmembrane transport
Cellular component (GO): membrane
Molecular function (GO): carbohydrate transmembrane transporter activity
Source: RefSeq, a predicted model, not a curated record
UUCUUUCUUGCAUUGCAUUGCAGAAAAGUCCCAUCUUUGCCUGCAUCUCAAUUUGUAUUUUUCUAAUUAUUUCUCUGCCUUUUGUUUUAAUUAAUUAUUGUUUCAGAUCUAAAACUCAAGCAAAACCCAUGGUUCUCCUCCAAUAGACUCCAAGUAUUGGGCAGUCAAACAAAAACCAAACCAAACCCCCCAAAAAACCAACAUCUGGGUGUUGUGCUCUGUUCGUCCAGUUUUUUGAUUGGAAACGAACAGAGAGAUUCAGAAAGAAAAUCGAGAUGGGGUUGGUUGGUGUUCCAGAAAUUGGAAAUGGAGAAAUGGGUUUGUCUGGGAUUCCAUUGGGGACCAAGAACAAGUACAAGAGGAUGGAUUCUGAGUCCGAGGUCGAGCUCACAGAGGAAUACGAGGAUGCUGCUUCUCGCCACCAUCUUCAACAAAUUCGGAGCAAACAAACCAGGAAAUAUGUCCUCGCUUGCGCCAUUUUUGCUUCUCUCAACCAUGUUCUUCUUGGCUAUGAUGUAGGUGUCAUGAGUGGAGCUAUCAUAUUCAUUCAGGAAGAUUUAAAGAUAACCGAGGUACAAGAAGAAGUUCUUGUUGGGAUUUUGAGCAUUGUUUCGCUUUUCGGUAGUUUAGGUGGUGGUAAAACAUCAGACAUCAUUGGUAGGAAGUGGACCAUGGCCUUGGCUGCUGUUGUCUUUCAAACAGGUGCAGCUAUAAUGACCCUUGCGCCUUCAUUUGAAAUAUUGAUGGUCGGAAGACUCUUGGCGGGCAUUGGAAUUGGCUUCGGUGGCAUGGUUGCCCCUGUUUAUAUUGCUGAGAUAUCACCCACUAUUGACAGAGGCUCACUGACCUCAUUCCCGGAAAUAUUUAUAAAUCUGGGAAUUUUACUCGGCUACGUCUCAAACUAUGCAUUUUCUGGUCUCCCAGCACAUAUAAACUGGAGGAUAAUGCUUGCAGUAGGAAUUACGCCUUCAAUUUUCAUUGGUUUUGCACUUUUCGUAAUCCCCGAGUCUCCAAGGUGGUUGGUCCUUCAGAACCGUGUUGAUGAGGCAAGAUCAGUGUUGAUGAAAACAAAUGAGAAUGAAAGUGAGGUGGAGGACAGACUGAAUGAAAUACUAGCAGCCGCUGACAAUUCCAGUGCGGAGAAGUAUGAGGAGAAAAGUGUGACGAGUGAACUAAUGAGUCCAUCUCCUUCACUUCGUUGGAUGCUUAUCACAGGUUUUGGAAUUCAAUGUUUUCAACAGAUAACAGGAAUAGAUGCGACUGUGUAUUACAGUCCUGAAAUCUUCCAAGAAGCAGGAGUUAAAGAUAAACAAAAUGUACUUGCUGCAACUGUUGCGGUGGGUGUUACAAAGACUGUUUUUAUAAUGGUCGCUAUUCUCCUUAUAGACAAACUCGGAAGAAAGCCCUUGCUCUAUAUAAGCACGAUUGGAAUGACGAUUUGUCUGUUCAGUUUAGCAUUCACUCUAUCUGUUCUUGGGAAAGGACAGUUUGGAGUUGUGAUGGCAAUUCUAUUAGUUUGCGGAAACGUAGCUUUCUUCUCUGUUGGAAUUGGACCUGUUUGCUGGGUUUUGACAUCCGAAAUCUUCCCUUUAAGGCUGCGUGCACAAGCAGCAGCACUUGGAGCAGUGGGUAAUAGGGUGUGCAGUGGCCUAGUUGCCAUGUCUUUUCUCUCAGUUUCCAAUGCAAUUUCAUUUGGUGGAACAUUCUUUAUCUUUUCUGCAUUUUCCUCUCUUUCUGUUGCAUUCGUCUACACCUUUGUUCCAGAAACCAAAGGAAAGUCAUUGGAGCAGAUUGAGUUGCUUUUUCAAACUGAACACGAUCGGAAAGGAGGUCAAGUGGAACUAGGAGAUGUCGAGCACCUUGUGCAGAAAGGAUGAUUGAUCGGGAAAGCUCAUUCGAUGAACAGAUAUAUCUUCCACGUCUUACCGUCCUUCAACCGGUUUGAAAAGGGGUACAGCGUUCACACCACUAAUGGAACUAUUGUGAGUAUGAAGUUGCUGGAUGUGAAUUUCGAAAUAGAACCUUGCGCUUGUAUAAAUAGUUCUCUGCAACCAAAUAAGGUAGCUACCAGAGGGAGGCACAUUACAUGUUUGAGUUGUAUUAGGGUUUACAACUAUUAGACUUUUCGGAAUCAAAUUCGUUCACGGUAGUAUUCUUACUGUUCUUACUUAUCUUUGUAUGCAAUUUUACAUCAAUGAAAAAUAUUAACAUUUGAAAGUUUAGCAGAAAUAUUUUAUAUGUUUUUAGUGCUUUUGAAUUA